Messenger RNA from Dermacentor andersoni, 2987 nucleotides. RefSeq lists its product as uncharacterized. Lineage: Eukaryota; Metazoa; Arthropoda; Arachnida; Ixodida; Ixodidae. The record is from RefSeq and is a predicted model, not a curated record.
GCCAACCGACCCACGCCGGGGCCAGUCAGAGUAGCAGCGACCGGCUGGACGGUCGGGCAGGUGUGUUCUCGCGCUUUCCCCUCCACCGCGAGCCUACGCGUGCGCAGACGCCGACCGAGACAGACACCGCAGCAGCAGACGAGACGCUGCGCUUUACCGACCGAACGACGACGAACGCGGCGUGUUUCGUCUGCGAAGCCAGUGGCGUCUGCUUCCAGCUGGGGUUAUCCUGAAGAAGGUGUGUGGCCACGUGUUAAUCAUCUUUUCAAUCACAUUUGCGCUGCUGAAACGCUGAAAAAGGGCCUCUUCGUCGUCGACUACGCUGCUUAGUUGCGUUCGUUCGGGUGCGUGUGCGUGUGUUCGAGAAGCGAACGGCUGGAGGCUUCGCUCGUCCACCAGGGCUGUGCGGUCGCCAGGCUUUCUAAAGAACCAAACCACCGGUCCACGAAAGGCCGCUUGCACGAGCUCGACACCAGCGCCAGCCAAAGAAAGGCAACGCGCGAGCAUGAUCGCAGUCAUGGCGGCCCGAGAACUUCGAGGCAGGUUCGACCUUCGUCUAGCCGCCUUUGUCGCCGUCCUUAUGGCCGCGUCCGUGGCGAGCGUGGCGGCCAGGUCCGCUCACGUGACCUCUCACGUGGUGCGCGAGCCGCUGGUCGCUGCGCGCCAGGCGGACGCACCGAUCACGGUCGCGGACUCGCCGGCGUCCACGACGACGGAGCUCACCGAAGAGUACGAUGACGACGACGGUGACGUCGUCGCGGGAGGCGCUGGCGAAGUCGACGACGACGACGAGGUGGUGCCCUCUUCCACGGAGGACGGAACUUCGUCGCCGACGACGGCCGCGUCGCCCGGAACUUCUGCCGCUCCGACGAGGCCCAGCCUUUCCAACGCAUACCCGCCCGUUCGAGUCUCGACGUCCAAAGCUGAAACAGAAUCACCAGCACCCACUAGCACAAGCACUACUACUACAACCACUACAACCACCACGACGACCACAAGGCGUCCCACGACCACUACGCCAACAACUACCACGAGGCGCGCAACUACAGUGGCAGCUCCGCUCCCCGCCGCACCGGCAAGGCCCAGGCUGCCGCCAACGACGUACUCGGCGCCCACCCAGUCCCGGUCGGACAACUCGGCAUGCCCGCGCCGCGAGGACAUCCACCCGUGCCAGUGCAUCGAGCUGCCCAGCAAGAUACCCGGCGAUGUCGAGACGGUCGCUACGUGCAAGAACAUCCGGAACCACCAGGUGCUCAGCGAUGCCCUCAAGGGAUUCCAACACUACCGGAUCAAUUUCUUUGUGCUCGAUAGCUGCAAGCUGCUCCCGUUCCCCAAUGGCCUCUUUCACAAUGUCGACGUUGAAUGGAUGGAAGUCCUCAACUCAACCGUGCAGUUUCAAAAGAACUUCUUUACCUGCUCCAAGGACUGCCUCUGAACUGUGUGCCAGACAGCUGUGUGGUGCCGAGUCACAAACAAUUUGCGCCAGUGAACAAAGAGACCGUUUGCACAGCAAAGUUGGACAAUGACUUGCACGGUCUCGGGAGGAAAUGUGCGGGAAAUAGAGGUCUCGGAACUCCAGCAAACAAGCCAAUGUCUUGUGCUUUUUGGGCAUGAAGUGCAAGUCGCACGGGAAAAUUGUGCUUCCUGCAGACCAGCAUUUCUUUUAUGAGGCGUGAAAAGCCAGGAAUUUCAAUCCAACCAUGUUUUGUACAAUAGCUUAGCAAGCCAGCAAGGGUUUUUUUCUUUGUAAAAUAUUCAGCAUAUGCCGAGUGGUUAUGUUUUACAUUUCCUUUUUUUAAAUAUAAAUGUACUUACACGUGCAACCUCUGCUGAUGAAAUCAGAUUUUACUCAAGUUUAUGGGACAGUGGUAGGCAUUCACUGCAAAUGUUUUCCGUCCAUAGAUAACUUGCACAAUAGGCAGUAUGUGAUGAGGCGGUGCCUUAAGCGUUUAUAUUGUGAUGUAGAUAUGAGGCUCCCAUGUUGGAGAACUUGCCCAAUAGCCUUCCUGGUCGCUCAUCUUUCAAGUGUGGAGUGAGUGUUCUGUGUAGCCCAAGUUGAACACCCACAACUCUCAGCAUGGUGACCAAGAAAAAGAAAACCUGAUACUUUGGUGUUAAUUUUUCAAUGUAGGUAAAAAGCUAAGCCCAAACCACUUCAACUACAUACUUAAACAUUACAUCACAAAUGAGACAGGUGUAAAUACAUACUGCAAGUUCAAUGCUUCUAUUGAGUGCAUUUGCAGCACACGUUAUGUGGUGAGCCGUCGCCUCAAGAGUGAAGAAACAUGACAAGUGUCACUGUAAUCUUUCAUACCUGUAUGUCUCUCGAGCGAGUUACCAGUUUUUUAUCAUGUGAUGUGUUGGAAAUAUGUUAGAGGUGAACAAAUCUCACAAAUAUCAACAUUUAUUGUGCAGAGACUGUAAGAGAACUAAAAACCAUGAAAGCUUAAACAACAUUCAUCUAAAGCAAGAGGCUGGCAUAAUUUCCAUGAGACUUGUGUCAUCAGAACGUAAAAAAUGCCCAUUAUUUGCUCAAACAGUACAAUUUUAUCACAAUACUUCUUAAAGGUUAUGUAUUCACAUAUGCAGAAAUACAGUGCUGUAAAUAGUAUCCUUUCUCUACUGCCUGCUCAUCUUUAUGGCGAAGUUCAUUAAGUCACAGUUAUUGUGUUUUCAUAGACAAUUAAGCCCUACAUCACAAGUGUUUGCCAACUUGCCUGGACAUCUCACUUCUGGCAGAUAGUUACAGAAGCCAAUCUGACCAUGGAAAAUGCUCAACACUACAACCAUUGGAACAAGUGUUUCCCAAAGUAAUAAAAUCAAACCAUUGACCAUUACGGUGUGCCGAAGCUCAUACAUGGCCCAAGUCAUAGGAAUGAUCUGCAGUUUUCUGUGUCUUGUAUUUAUGCAUGCAAAUGUUGAGUUCAACCGAGUGGCAUUACAACUGUGCUCAAGACAUCCAUUAAAGUUUUGUCAUUGUUAAGAAA